Molecule: messenger RNA, 2367 nt
Organism: Macrosteles quadrilineatus (aster leafhopper)
Lineage: Eukaryota; Metazoa; Arthropoda; Insecta; Hemiptera; Cicadellidae
Product: protein 5NUC-like
Exons: 10
Coding region: 271-2019 (582 amino acids)
Biological process (GO): AMP catabolic process
Cellular component (GO): plasma membrane
Molecular function (GO): 5'-nucleotidase activity; nucleotide binding; metal ion binding
Source: RefSeq, a predicted model, not a curated record
CCGCAGUUAAAUGUCGACGUCGGCACGGUGCGGCUUAUUGUUGGAUUACGCCUAACAGUAGUGUAGUGUCGUGCUGCAGCUGUGACGAGUGUUUAGAGUGUCUGGUAUUUAUGGGAGUGAUUUAGUAUGUGUAUACUGUGGGUAGAUGCCUUUAUUAACACAUGUUUCAACUUACAAGUCUUUUGUUUACUUUUUUUUGUUUACCGAUACCCAAGAUCGGAAUACAAUCCAGUUUGAUCACAUUUUUGCGACAAUAGACGCAACGCUAAAAUGACACAACUACUUCAAACUAUUCUACUCUCGGCAACUCUGGCAAUGGUCAAUUGCGAGUUUAAACUUCUUCUCCUCCACACGAACGACAUGCACGCCCGAUUUGAGGAAACCAACGCACAUUCUGGACUAUGUUAUAAAGGCAGAGGUCGAUGCUACGGGGGCUUCGCCCGCCUCAAGACUGCCGUGAACCAAUACAAACAGCAAGCGAAGAAGGAGAGCUACAAUACCAUCUUUCUGAACGCUGGUGACACCUACCAGGGAACUGUGUUCUUCACUCUGUUUAAGGCGGGGAUAGUCUCGGAGCUCACGAAUAUGCUGGGCAUUGAUGUCAUGUCCCUGGGCAACCACGAGUUUGACGACGGGCCUGAAGGUUUGACUCCGUUCCUCAAAAAGACAUUAGUGCCCGUUGUGUGCUCCAACAUCGACGACUCCUCAGAGCCCCAACUAGAAGUCUCAACGCUGUCCCCAUCUCGUGUUUUGGAUAUAAACGGCGUCAAAGUGGGAGUUAUCGGAUAUCUCACUCCGGAUACAAAGUUCUUAGCAAAAACACGCAACGUUAAGUUUGAGGAUGAAAUAGUAGCAAUAAAGAGAGAGAGUGAAAAACUGAAGAGUAAAGGGGUGAAGAUACUAAUAGCAUUGGGCCACUCUGGAUAUAAUACAGACAAGAAGAUUGCUGAACAAGUACCAGACUUAGACGUGGUCGUCGGAGGUCACACGAACACCUUCCUGUACAAUGGGAAGGUCCCAGAUAGUGAUCAAUCUGAAGGACCCUACCCUACUUUGGUGAAGCAGGAUUCGGGGAGGAAUGUGCUGGUUGUACAGGCAUAUGCGUACACCAAAUAUCUGGGACAUCUGAAGCUUACUUUCGAUGACGAAGGGGAAGUUUUACAUAGUGAGGGAAAUCCAAUCCUACUUGACGACACUUUUAAAAAGGAUGGAGAAAUAGAACGAGCGGUCCUUAAGUAUGCAAAUGAAGUGAAGGAAUUGGCCGGAAGGAAGAUUGGAUCGUCUAAAACAUUUCUUGAAGCAGACCACGCAAGUUGCAGAUUAAGAGAAUGUAACUUUGCAAACCUCCUGACUGAUGCUAUGGUUCAAAUGAACGCACAAGAUUUCACCGGUGAGGGGUGGACUGAUGCACCUAUCGCAUUUAUUCAAGGAGGCAGCUUUCGUAGUUCCAUCGACACCGUGCUGUCUAGAGGUGAAAUCACGUACUCAGAUCUCCUGACGACAUUGCCCUUCCAGAACUCCGUAGAGAAGCUCCUGAUCUCAGGCGAGAUACUUAGACAGGUCCUGGAACACAGUGUGGAGUGGUAUGAUCCUGUCGAACGUGUCGGAGCUUUCAUGCAGUUCUCAGGAGUGUACGUCAAGUACGACCUGUCCAAACCCGUUGGGCAGAGAGUGGUGAGCGCCUUGAUCAGGUGUGGUGACUGUGGAGUGCCUCACUACCUCCCAUUGGACACCUCUAAGCAGUAUAUGGUAUUGACCAACACCUUCCUAGCGGAUGGUGGAGACGGAUACUCGAUGCUCAAGGAGGCAACGGAGAGAACCGCAUUGGCAUAUACCGACGUUGGAGCUUUGGAAAGCUUUAUAAAAGAUAGAUCGCCGGUUCAUCCAGAAAUCGAAGGCAGAAUAACAUUCGAGCCCAACGGAACUCCCAACACUGCGAGUUCAACAUCUCUUAAUUUGCUUACCGCAAUACUGUGUUUAUCAACAUUAAGCAUGUUUUCGUCUCUUUUGAGCAAAUAAAUUGCAUUAUAAAUUUAAGAUACAUAACUAUUAAAAGACUAUACAAAAUGGGACAAUAGCUUUCAUAAAGUACUGUAUAAAAUGUUUUAUGUUAACCGAAUGUGGUAUGUUGAUUGUGAUAGUUUUAUUUUAUAUAAACAUAUGUUUCAAUUUGUGCAAUGAUAAUUUAUUCGUUUUGACUAUUAAAAAUAAUGUACACUAACAGUUGUUGCGUUAUUAUUGAAGUGAGCACAUUUGAAUAUAGAGCUUGCAUAUUUAUUUAAAAAGAGAAGUAUUAGGAUUAUAUAGAAAGCAAUAAUACUUGACGUAAGCUGAUGUUAUGGUUCUAAAUAUAUUUACAUUUUUAUA